Anopheles gambiae (African malaria mosquito) is the source of this 4497-nucleotide messenger RNA. RefSeq names its product 6-phosphofructo-2-kinase/fructose-2,6-bisphosphatase. The record is from RefSeq and is a predicted model, not a curated record. Gene Ontology annotation, molecular function: ATP binding; fructose-2,6-bisphosphate 2-phosphatase activity; 6-phosphofructo-2-kinase activity. Gene Ontology annotation, cellular component: cytosol. The transcript is spliced from 8 exons. Lineage: Eukaryota; Metazoa; Arthropoda; Insecta; Diptera; Culicidae. Gene Ontology annotation, biological process: fructose metabolic process; fructose 2,6-bisphosphate metabolic process. The coding region runs from base 543 to 1934 and encodes 463 amino acids.
CUCCCGGCGUUCAGCUGCGCAACAACAACAACACAGCAUCGGAUUUGUGCAACAGUAAUAAAAAAGAACAACCAAACAUUGUGCAACUUUCCCCAUCUUUCACAUCUCGCCAUUUGUUUUAGCGUGACAAAAAACACGAUUUUACCCUCGGCCAGAGUUUUUAGUUUAACCAGUAGCAAAAACCACCAACCAUUGAACGCUUCACAGGAGGUGCUUGGUGGUGGUGUGGGACGCAUAUGAGGGAACGGGAAGCAUCGGUACAGAUUGCAUCGUUAUCUAAUUUCUAGGCCGUGGUCGGUUUGCUUCGUCGCUUGCAUUGCAUUGCCUGUCCCUUCGCCUCAUUCGGCGACGGAGUAAGAUUGCAGUAGGACGGCCCUACGGGAAGCGCGCACAGUGUUGGUUUAGCGAUCGGGCCGUGGAGUAUGUGCGUUCGGCUGUGAAUAGUGUAGCUGGAAGUACAUCGUAACCAAUCCUAAUUGUAGUCCAUCAACGUUCAAGUCCUUUUUGCUAGUCGGUGAAAGUAGUGCUGUGAGAAGUAGGCAAUGGCAACUGGCGAAAAAGAAUCCAGCGACAAUAUGAUCUCGCUCGGAUGGAAAUUUCUCAACAAGGAAACGUUUGGCAAUGGCGAGCGUGCCAACUAUGUGAACAGUCCGCACGUGAUUGCGAUGGUCGGGCUGCCGGCCCGCGGCAAAACGUACAUCUCGAAAAAGCUGUCCCGCUACCUAAACUGGAUCGGCAUCAACACGAAGGUGUUCAAUCUGGGCGAGUACCGGCGCCAUGCGACCGACGCCUACCGCAGCCAUGAGUUUUUCCGCCCGGACAAUGAGGAAGCGAUGGCGAUCCGGCAGCACUGUGCCGAGCUGGCGCUGGAGGACGUUUGCAACUGGUUGGAAAAUGGUGGCGAAGUGGCGGUGUUUGAUGCUACAAAUUCUACCCGCGACCGGCGUCAGAUGAUACGCGAAAUUGUGGUAAAAAAGAUGGGCUACAAGCUCUUUUUCGUCGAGUCGGUCUGUGACGAUCCCAGCAUUAUCGAACAGAACAUUAUGGAAGUAAAAGUAAGUAGCCCCGACUAUCGGAACAUGAACAUGGAUGAAGCGUUGUCGGACUUCCGGCUGCGCAUCGAGCACUACCAGGAACGGUACGAGCCGCUGAGCGAGGAGCUGGAGAAGGAUCUGUCCUACAUGAAGAUCUACAACACGGGCGAAAAGGUGGUGGUGCACAAGCACGAGGGACACAUACAGUCGCGCAUCGUGUACUAUUUGAUGAACAUUCACAUUACCCCCAGAACGAUCUAUCUCACCAGACACGGAGAAAGCGAACACAACCUACAGGGACUGAUCGGUGGCGACUCCAAUCUGAGCGAACGGGGCCGCCGCUACGCGCAAGCACUUGCCAAGUACAUCGACGAGCAGCAGAUCGAAGGGCUGCGCGUGUGGACGUCCUGGCUCAAAAGGACAAUACAAACCGUCGCCGAUGUGAACGCACCGCAGGAACGCUGGAAGGCGCUGAACGAAAUCGAUGCGGGCAUUUGCGAGGAAAUGACAUACGAAGACAUUCAGCUGCGUUUCCCGGAAGAGUUUAAGGCACGCGAUCAGAACAAGUUCGCCUAUCGCUAUCCGCGCGGCGAGAGCUACGAAGAUCUGGUGGUGCGACUGGAACCGGUCAUGAUGGAGCUCGAGCGGCAAGGGAACGUGCUGGUCGUGUCACACCAGGCCGUGCUGCGCUGCGUGCUGGCAUACUUUUUGGACAAAUCUGCCGAUGAACUUCCGUACUUGAAAGUGCCUCUCCACACGAUCAUCAAGCUGACGCCGGUCGCGUACGGUUGCAAGGUGGAACACAUUAUGCUCCCAAUUCAUGCCGUCGAUACGCAUCGCGCCAAACCAGAGGCACGCUGCACACUUUGUACUGAUUUGGUAGUUCCGUUAAUAGAUUGAUUAUAAUAAUUAUAAAUUAUGUAUUUUAUUCGAAUUGCAUAAAAUAACAUGGUACUAGCAUUAACGUGCCGAAGUCGUAGUAUGAAAUCCGAAGAGAGCUGAAUUAGAUUAAAAACGUCCGAAAGUAGCAAGCUUCGUAACAAGCUUUGUCGCCUGGGAACGGGCGGCGCUAUAAAUAAGCAAGCGUUGGAUCGUGCUUUGAACAUCGUGCAAAGCAAACGCCGUAUCACUUCGUCGCCAGUGCUGCUAGCGGUAACACACGGAGUGAGUUUGUGUGGCGUGUGCCGUCCAGUGAAUUGAGGCAAGCUUUUAUCAGCUGUAAUUUCUGUUUAAGAAUACAAUUUGUCACAGUUAUCGUACCAGUGUUUUGAAAAAAGCAAUAUCAAACGUGUUAAACAGCUCGCAACAGAUGAGUUAAGGCCACUACCCUUCUCUAAUCGUGUGCGUCGAGCUAAGCGUAUCUUGCAAAGGAUGCGUCAUCACAUGUUCGUGUCAAUACCGGUAAACACCGGCCGGCGUCAUGAAGUGCGCAUGACCGAGUGCAUAUAAAUUGAGAGUGAGAACGUAAAGUGUUUAAAUUGGUUCAUUGAGAAAGAAAGUAACGUAGCAAAAACGUUUAGCGAAUUGUGCGACUUCAAACGAAAUGAUAAGCAUGUGGUGAUAGGAAUUCCCCAAUGUAAAGCAUUUUGCUUGUGUUUACUUGCCGAUUCCGGCAGACGGAGACGGUUUCAGUUAUUCUGCAGUUGUGUGAACCAACGUGACCUUGACAGCUUCGGAAUUUCCACUCCAUAGCAGUACAGUAGUGUGGUUGACAAUGUUGCGAUUAAAUUGUGAAAUUAUUCAAAUGUGAUUGAAUUUGAGUGAAGUUUGAUGGUAUGUAGCGUCAAACGAAGCAAGACAGUGUAACGUGCUGAUGCCCUGCGUGAAGGAUUACUUCUUCGAAACGGCUGUAAUCUAUUAAGCAAUUAACGUAUAAAACCAACAAGAUACGGGAUAUGGUCGCUGAUAAGGAAAAUGUAUAAAGUGAUAAGCGGUUGUGGCUGGUGCUUACCAGUAAAGUGAAUCAGUGAAUUAAAAAAAACGUGCUAAUAAGCAAUAACAUAAAAAGACAGCCGAUCAUGGAAUUGCCGGUGACGAUACGGGAGAGGAGUGUGGACAGCCGAACGGUGAUUGAAGUGAAAGGGAAGCAUAUCGUGCUAAGUGAAAUUAAAUCACGCAUAGAAACCCUCUUGGCCAACUCUACUGUUGAAGAGGUUCGUAUCUUUGCUGGCAUCAUUCUUACCAUCGAUGUGGAUCUUUCUCGCGAUGUUUGGCAUGGGCGAAAUCUGGUGGUUUUGGCGAACGAAAUCAAAGUGUGCACUGCGGUUCGUUGGAAUGUGUCUGGGAAAGAUAACGACCAUACCUACACGUCCAAUGCCGGUACGGAUGGGAACGGUGUUGGCAAACAAGGAGCCGAUGGAUAUCCGGGCGAAAGUGGAGGUAACGUUUUAUUGCAGGCAAACACAAUUCAACACCUCGAACGAUUGACGAUCAUUUCGAAUGGUGGAAGUGGAAGUAACGGUCAGAAUGGUGGCAAUGGAAAGGCGGGCGCCGACGGUAAAGGUAUCUCUAGGGCAGACUUUAAGGACAAGUUUCCGCCGACUGCCAAGUUUUUGGAGUGGCAGCGUGCUAACCUUGUAGACACUACUGUCAAAAACAUUAGAAACUUAACUCGAAACAUUAAGACACAGUGGUUAGUUACAACAAUUCCCAUAUUUCCCGUCUAUACCACUCACAGAGAAAACGUACUGGAUCACAGGGAUUGGCGUGUCGAUUUCUUUGAUAGUCUUUACAUCGAGGUGGAAACGCAUGAUGGCUGCGAGAUAACGUUUUCUUUUCAGCAAGGCACACCGUUUUACAACUGCCAAUCGUUUCUGAUGUACAAGGGAACAUCUGGCCAGCGUGGACAGGCUGGCGGAGGAUAUGGGCUGGGAGGUCAAGGGGGAUUUGCUGGCGAAGUGACAAUCAAACGUUUAUACGAUGGUCGUACGUUUGACAUUAAGACAUGCUCCAACCGGGGCAAUGAUGGAGAAAACGGAAAGGGUGGAUUGUAUGGUGCGCACGGUAAAAACGGUUGGGACAUGGGUUAUGUAGAUUACUCGGUCGCGGACAAUCCAGUGUUGUAUGGACAAGAUGAAAAGAGCAAACUUCAGCUGUCGUUCUAUGACGAAAAUUCAUCCAGCAGAAUGUAUUGUCCAUAUAAGGCUUACAUUGAAAGCAGCUAUCGAUAUGCUGGAUUCCAGGUAUCAAGAAUCGACCAUCAAUCUAGUAACGAAUUCAAGGAAAGGAACAACACCCGGGCACGUACCGAAAGACAGCAUCAUGCGAAAGCAAUAGGGAAGAAAUCCAUUCCUGGGCAGCGCCUUGCUGCUGCAUUUUUCGAAUACUUGGAAGAAAUUGAACAAGAAAGGCAGAAAUUGGAAAAACAAAGGAUCGAGAGAGAAAAGAAGGAAUUAGAACGGCUUCGAAUCGAGAAAGAAAAACAGGAAUUAAAGAAACAACGGGAAGAACUUGAAAAACAAAA